AAUCAAUUAUAAGCCUUAUAUAUAUGAACUUUCAUACUAUAAGGUCUAAUUAAGAAAAAGAUUGUAUCCUGAAUCCUGAUCCAAAAACUGCAGAUAUUUUAAGAAAACGUCGAAAAUUGGAGUUGAUGAUUAUGGCUGCUGAUCCAGAAAUGAAGCUGCUAGGAUUAUGGUGCAGCCCUUACAGUAGAAGAGUAGAGAUUGCUCUAAGUUUGAAAGGUUUAGCAUAUGAUUACAUUGAAGAAGAUAUCCAAAAUAAAAGUCCUGAGCUUCUGAAAUACAAUCCUGUUCAUCAUAAGGUUCCUGUUCUUGUCCGCGAUGGUAAACCCAUCGCGGAAUCACUUGUGAUUUUGGAGUACAUCGAUGAGAUGUGGAACGACCAAAAGCCGGCUAUCUUGCCUCAACAACCUUAUGAACGUGCUACGGCGCGAUUUUGGGCUAGAUUCAUUGAUGACAAGUGUUUGCCAUCGAUCUUGAAAGCCUUUUGGGGACCGGAAAAUGAACAAGAAAUAGCUGAAAAAGAAGCGCGAUUGAACUUGAAAACACUAGAAAAAGAGCUAGAAGGGAAGAAAUUCUUUGGAGGAGCAAGCAUAGGUUAUCUUGACAUAGUAGCCAAUUUCAUUGCAUAUUGGCUUGACGCAAUUCAAAAGGCAGCUGGAAAGGAAAUACUAACAAAAGAGGCAUUUCCAUUGCUAUUCAAAUGGAAACAAGAUUUUAUUGCUUGUAAAGUUGUUAAAGAAAAUCUCCCCCCUUGGGAACGACUCGUUGCUUACUACCAAAUCCGCAUUGAAGCUGCCAAGGCUUCAAAACGAUGAAGAAAGUAACAAAAAUUCAAUUGACGGACUUUAUCUAUCGUCUUAUUCAUCAAACACUUCACUUCUUCUGCUACUAUUUUUGCAGCCAUUUGGUCAUACAAACAAAUAUGUUAAUCCCCUUUUCUAUUGGGUUAAUUAAUUACAUGAAUUUAUGCACAAUUUAUACUAGACUUAUACUAGUGUUGCUUACUUUGUGAAUCUCAAUUGAGCCAUUUUAAGGCAUAUUUCGUUCAUCUUGAUUUGGUUAAUUACUAUGUGUAAGUUUGAAUGUUCUACUCAAUCAUUCACCAAAAUCAACUCGUAAUCUAGAGUUCGUUCUAAUUACUUAAAGAGGUGUGAACAUGGGAUUGUAUAGUCGUAUACUCGUAUGAUGGCAAAACACUCACUAAGAAUUUUCAUCUCAAGUCCAUUUGUAGUCACAUAGCACUGGUGUACACUGUACUAUUUCACUACUACUACGUACUAGUUUGUAACUACAUUUUAGCUUGUGGAAACAAG
Molecule: messenger RNA, 1310 nt
Organism: Spinacia oleracea (spinach)
Lineage: Eukaryota; Viridiplantae; Streptophyta; Magnoliopsida; Caryophyllales; Amaranthaceae
Product: glutathione S-transferase U8-like
Exons: 2
Coding region: 126-812 (228 amino acids)
Biological process (GO): glutathione metabolic process
Cellular component (GO): cytoplasm
Molecular function (GO): glutathione transferase activity
Source: RefSeq, a predicted model, not a curated record